GGUCAUUUCUUCCUGAAACCUGAGCUGAGAAGGCUCCUGGCAGGCCAGGACCCCCAACUUCUCAGCAUGUUUCUCAAGGAAGGAUUUCGAUUUAUGAGGACGAGGGGAGCUUUGGGUACUCUGAGGACCUGGAGGAGAUUCUUCCUGUGGCUGCUUCUCUUUUCCCUGGGCAUCCUCAGCCUGUUCCGUUACAACUUUGCUUCGAUCAGGGACCUGGAGGUCUUCAUCUCCAUGGGUGUGUGCCCCAAGGCCCGAAUGGCCCUGCUGAGAGACAACUUCACGGGUCCCCUGAGUCUCAGGGCCCGGCCUGAAGUCCUGACCUGCACCUCCUGGGGGGCCCUCAUUCUUUGGGAUGGCACCUUUGACCCAGCCAUAGCCAAGGAAACGGCUGAACGGCAGAACCUGACCAUCGGACUGACUGUCUUUGCUGUGGGCAAGUACCUGGAGAAGUACCUGGCUCGCUUCCUGGAGACUGCCGAGCAGCACUUCAUGGUGGGCCAGCGCGUGGUGUACUACGUGUUCACUGAGCGCCCGCUGGCCGUGCCGCGCGUGGCGCUGGGCCCCGGGCGCCGGCUGCGCGUGGAGCGCGUGGUUCGCGAGCGGCGCUGGCAGGACGUGUCCAUGCAGCGCAUGCGCACGCUGCACAAGGCGCUGGGCGGCCGGCUGGGCCGGGAGGCGGACUUCGUGUUCUGCAUGGACGUGGACCAGCACUUCAACGCCACCUUCGGGCCCGAGGUGCUGGCCGAGUCGGUGGCGCAGCUGCACGCCUGGCACUACCACUGGCCGCGAAGGCUGCUACCCUUCGAGCGCAACCCGCGCUCGGCCGCCGCGCUGGCCCACCACGAGGGCGACUUCUACUACCACGCCGCCGUGUUCGGGGGCAGCGUGGCGGUGCUGCGCGCGCUGACCUGGCACUGCGCGCGGGCCAUGCAGCAGGACCGCGCGCGCGGCCUGGAGGCGCUCUGGCACGACGAGAGCCACCUCAACAGGUACUUCUGGCUGCACAAGCCCGCCAAGGUGCUGUCGCCCGAGUUCUGCUGGAGCCCGGAGCUCGGCCAGCGGACGGAGAUCCACCGCCCGCGCCUGCUCUGGGCGCCCAAGGAGUACGCCAUGGUGCGCACCUCCUAGGGCCCGAGCCCAGGCGGCCCUGGCACCCUCCAGCCCCGGCCGAGCCGCACCCCCAGGGGACACUGGGGCCGGGGAACAGCAGGGAGAGGAGACCCAAAGCCGGUGGGGGGCCCUUUAGAAAGCAGCAUGGCACUUGGGGGCGCAGGAGGGACAGAGCAGAGACUGGAUGGAGAGAGCCCGUGGCCGGCGGGCCGGACAGGGAGGCAGAAGCCCCGGCCUCUGGCAGCUUCUUGGUGCGAGUGAAAGAGCCGCUUCCCCAACUUGGCACGAGAAGGGGCAGCAGAGCCUUGAUCUCAUCCGAGCGCUUCCCCAACCGGUCUGGCGAAAGUCCUCUGAGGCCUCCCAAGCCACGUUCUAAUUUCUUUUUUAAGAUUAUUUUAUCGGGGGCUCAUACAGCUCUUAGAACAAUCCACAAUCAGUUGUA
Molecule: messenger RNA, 1552 nt
Organism: Echinops telfairi (small Madagascar hedgehog)
Lineage: Eukaryota; Metazoa; Chordata; Mammalia; Afrosoricida; Tenrecidae
Gene: A3GALT2
Product: alpha 1,3-galactosyltransferase 2
Exons: 6
Coding region: 67-1128 (353 amino acids)
Biological process (GO): carbohydrate metabolic process
Cellular component (GO): vesicle; Golgi apparatus; membrane
Molecular function (GO): hexosyltransferase activity
Source: RefSeq, a predicted model, not a curated record